Tachysurus fulvidraco (yellow catfish) is the source of this 2758-nucleotide messenger RNA. It is a transcript of the gene wiza, whose product is annotated as WIZ zinc finger a. Lineage: Eukaryota; Metazoa; Chordata; Actinopteri; Siluriformes; Bagridae. Gene Ontology annotation, biological process: regulation of transcription by RNA polymerase II. Gene Ontology annotation, molecular function: DNA-binding transcription factor activity, RNA polymerase II-specific; RNA polymerase II cis-regulatory region sequence-specific DNA binding. Gene Ontology annotation, cellular component: nucleus. The coding region runs from base 136 to 2403 and encodes 755 amino acids. The record is from RefSeq and is a predicted model, not a curated record. The transcript has 10 exons.
AUAGCACUGUGUUGCUAACACAGAAACACACACACACAGAAACACACACACACACACACACACACAGAAACACACACACACACACACACACACAAACACAGGUAAAGUACAUCUUUAAACGCUGUGGGAGGAGUCAUGGAGAUGGGUGGAGAAAUGGCACAAAAGAAUGAUGCUGAGGUUGGCGUUAGUGAGCAGUGCACAGGUGAUGAUGAUUCUGAGUCAGCCACGCAUGUGUGUGAAGUGUGUGGUGUGUGUUUUGAAACCAGGCGAGGGUUAUCGAGCCAUGCUCGCUCUCACCUCCGUCAGCUGGGGGUGUGUGUGUCAGAGAGCAGCGGUGCCCCCAUCAGCCUGCUGUACGAGUUGAUCACUGAGAGGGACGGGGCUUUGCCCUUUACACCUGAAAACACACACACACACAGCACCACCAUAAAGAAGAAAACACACUCCCAACAUGGAGCCAAACACACAAGUAAACAUAGAGCCAAAAACGAUUCAGGAACUAAACUGAAAAUCAAAAUUGGUCAGUUGGUGAAGAGACAGUGUGUUCCUGUCCCUACUUCACUGAGAGACUCCUCCUCUUCCUCCUCCUUUUCCUCUUCCUCAUCCUCAUCUUCCCUCCAUCACCACAAACCACUAAAACCACCCAAGACCUCUCCUACCCUCCCAGCUGUGUCCAAAACACUGGAAGGUCCACAGGAUACAGACACACCCCUUAACCUAAUGGAGAUGUCAGGUGUGUCCCAGCGUGAUUGUGUACAUGUGUGUGAGCUGUGUGGGGCAUGGUACGAGACGAAGAAGGGCCUGGUCAGUCACACUCGAACUCACCUGCACCAUUUUGGAGUGGAGCUGGACACUAAAGCCCCACCCAUACAGGUCCUGCAUGAUCUACUUCAAAAGGAGGCAGUGCCAGUGGUUCAAGACACACCCACUGCUCUGUUAACCCCGCCUCCUCUUAAAAAGAGCAAGCCCUCACUAGCAAUAAAGAAAACACCAAGUGAUUCAUCAAAAGUUGUAACCUGUGAGUUUUGUGGGGAGAAUUUUAAGAAGACACAGAGCUUGGCGAGCCACGCCCGCUCUCACCUGCGCCAACUCGGUGUCACUGAUUGGACAGCUUGCGGCUCACCGAUGGCAACACUUAGAGAGAUAAUGGCUCACCGUAGCUGUAGUAGUUUAUCUCGACCUACACAGAUCACACCGUUGACUCCAGCUCGAGCCAAGUCUCCAUCUGUAGCUCCACCCACUCCAGCACCAGGUCCCACCACAGGCCGAGUGCCAAAAGCUAGAAAGGGCUCGAGGAUGGUCGUGUCUAAACCGAAGGAAGAGCCGGUGGAGUUGGACAUCUCUGCUGAACAAUCCAGAAAAACUACACCUACACCUCCAUCUCACAUAAAUGUAACUAGUGACCAAUCAGCUGCUGAUCACACGACAGUUCCAGCCGGUCACAAUAUAACUACAGUCCCCAAGGUGGAGGUGGGCGUGGCCGAGUCAGUGAAGUGUGAAUACUGUGGUGAUUUGUUCGAUAGCCGUAAAGCUCUAUCAUGCCACGCCCGCGCUCAUCUGCGCCAACUUGGGGUGAAGUGGGCACCAUGUGCUUCUCCCAUCGACACGCUGCAUGAGCUGAUGAUCAGAGAGGGUGAAGGGCAAGAGCCCGAAAACACACCAUCACCUGUGGACUUGUGCAGAGAGAAAGCAGAGACCGACCCCAUAGCAUGUGAGGCUACCUGUGAGCUCUGUGGAUUUGACUUUGAAAACAGGAAAGCAUUAGCCAGUCAUGCACGUGCACACCUCCGCCAGCAGGGUGAGCAGUGGAGCUCCAGCCAGUCGCCAAUUGCUGCCCUCAGCCAGUGGAUGAGCAGAGAGCCUGAGAAGGUUGCUGCCCUUCAUCAGCUCUACAUGCAGGGGACGUUACCGCAGAUCCGCAAGAGACGUGUCUGCUCUCCAUUUCGCUCCUCUGAUGCUGACUCUGCCUGCCCCGGUGUAAGUCGCCCUUCUCCUGCAGCUCGUCAGGGCAAAACAGGUCUUUCUUGCCCUUCCUCCUCCCGUAGGAAAUUGUCAUCCCAUCGCUCCGCCCCCCACUCAGCUGUGGGUCAUGGUUCUGACUGUCGGCCUCCUAAACUGUUCCCACUCAGAAUGGAGGGGGCAGAGGCUCUAAAGCGUGUGGGUAAUGCCCCUUCUUUGGUGCCCCGCCCACCAGAAACCAGUCUGGUUAAAGUGGUGGGGAAGAUCUAUUCCCUGAAGUGCAGGUUCUGUGAGCAGGUGUUCAGUGGACCCCUAUCUGUGCAAGAAGACUGGCUGAUUCAUCUGCGACGUCACAUCCUGAAUCUCAAACCGGAUCAUGUCCACAGCCCCACCUCCAUAAUGCCCCAUUCAGAAUCUGCCCAGCUGAUUGGCCAAACUGUGUAGGGACGUGGGGCAAAGUCGCUCUCAGUGGUUUUUAUGUACUAAUUGUUUUAUAAUGUAUUUCUAACUUUUUUAAUAAAGAAACCAAGUGUAUAGUGUUUAUAGGCAGUGAUGUCAUGGACAUGGGGAAGCAGGACACAUCGUCACUAACCCUCUCACUGCAUCUUUACAUCACUGUAUAAACAAUUAUUUUUUUAAGAGUGUUUCAUACAGUGAGGUGUGUGUGUGUGUGUGUGUGUGUGUGUGUGUGUGUGUGCGUGUGGGGCUCAGAUGUUCAGGACCAAAAUACUGAUUUGUUUUAUUUUAUUUGAGGUGAAUAUUAUGUGUACAUCCACACAAUAAAAUCUUCUGACCGUGA